AUGAAGCUCCAGCAUAUGGUGAUGGGCGCUCUGCCUCUCCUGCUGCUGGUGGGCUGCCUCAGUGCCCUGAGGACCUCUGGCAUCAACCUGCGCACAUUCAUCGGCUGUGCUGUGCGGGAGUUCACCUUCCUGGCCAAGAAGCCUGGCUGCAAGGGGCUGCGCAUCACCACGGACGCUUGCUGGGGCCGCUGCCACACGUGGGAGAAGCCAGUCCUGGAGCCACCUUACAUUGAGGCUUACCAUCGUGUUUGCACCUACAACGAGACCAAGAUGGUGACAGUGAAGCUGCCUAAAUGUGCCCCCAACGUGGACCCGUUUUACACGUACCCAGUGGCCAUCCGCUGCGACUGCGACGUCUGUUCCACAGCGACUACUGAAUGCGAGACCGCCUGA
Molecule: messenger RNA, 393 nt
Organism: Rhea pennata
Lineage: Eukaryota; Metazoa; Chordata; Aves; Rheiformes; Rheidae
Gene: GPHB5
Product: glycoprotein hormone subunit beta 5
Exons: 2
Coding region: 1-393 (130 amino acids)
Biological process (GO): regulation of thyroid hormone receptor signaling pathway; G protein-coupled receptor signaling pathway
Cellular component (GO): extracellular region; cytoplasm
Molecular function (GO): hormone activity
Source: RefSeq, a predicted model, not a curated record